Molecule: messenger RNA, 3099 nt
Organism: Pteropus alecto (black flying fox)
Lineage: Eukaryota; Metazoa; Chordata; Mammalia; Chiroptera; Pteropodidae
Gene: SLC5A6
Product: solute carrier family 5 member 6
Exons: 18
Coding region: 614-2530 (638 amino acids)
Biological process (GO): sodium ion transport; biotin transport; pantothenate transmembrane transport
Cellular component (GO): membrane
Molecular function (GO): sodium-dependent multivitamin transmembrane transporter activity
Source: RefSeq, a predicted model, not a curated record
GUAGGCCUGGGGCGGGCUGGGGGUAGGGGCAGCUCGCGGAGGUCAGCGCUCCUCUUCCACUCCCUCUACUUUUCCCCCUUUGAAGGCCUCCCUGACGCCGCUCUUUCACCCCUUCGGCCCUCGCGCCCAGACGCCGAGGUCGCGUCUCCGCAGUGUCUCGGUGCCACUCCAUCUGCUCUCAGUAAACAUGGCGGGGCGGGCAGGGGACAGGUCCCGCUGUCACCCGGCCCACGUGUUGCGGGCCGGGUUCUUCAGUCGAAGCCAGACCCACACGUGGAGACCCGGCAGAAAAAGGGAGUGAUACUGAUCUCGGGAAGAACGACGGGGAUCUUCUUAGCUUUGGCUGAGCCACGGAGUUCCUGAUCUCACCUCAGUCACUCACAGAACCAGACCUUCAGUCUCUGCCCAGCUCCAGACACACAACUUCUCCAGACAGCUCUGCCUCGACAAGGACUGCUUUUCUAGGUCACCCUGGACAAUGUCACUUGGUGAAGGAGGACUGUGAGACCUUGGCUGAAAACCAGAUUGUAGCCACUUGUUUGUCACUGCCUAUCCAAGUGGCAGCCCAGAGCCCAGGAGCAGCAAGCAGCUACAGGUCAUAGACAGUGAAGACAUGAGUGUGGGGGUGACCACCUCUGCUCCCCUCUCCCCAACCUCAGACACAAGCAUGGUCACAUCUGCCUUCUCCCUUGUGGACUAUGUGGUCUUCAUCCUGCUUCUGGUUCUCUCCCUUGCCAUUGGGCUCUACCAUGCCUGUCGUGGCUGGGGCCGGCAUACCAUUGGCCAGCUGCUGAUGGCGGACCGCAAAAUGGGCUGCUUUCCUGUGGCACUGUCCCUGCUGGCCACCUUCCAGUCAGCCGUGGCCAUCCUGGGUGUGCCAGCUGAGAUCUACCGAUUUGGGACCCAGUAUUGGUUCCUGGGCUGCUCAUAUUUCCUGGGGCUGCUGAUCCCUGCACACAUCUUCAUCCCUAUCUUCUACCGCCUGCAUCUCACCAGUGCAUAUGAGUACCUGGAGCUUCGAUUCAAUAAAACCGUGCGAGUCUUUGGGACUGUGACCUUCAUCUUUCAGAUGGUGAUUUACAUGGGAGUUGUGCUCUAUGUACCAUCACUGGCCCUCAAUGCAGUGACUGGCUUUGAUCUGUGGCUGUCAGUGCUGACCCUAGGCCUUGUCUGUACCAUCUAUACUGCUUUGGGUGGGCUGAAGGCAGUCAUCUGGACAGAUGUGCUCCAGACACUGGUCAUGUUCCUAGGGCAGCUUGCCGUUAUCAUCGUGGGGUCAGCCAAGGUGGGCGGUUUGGGGCACGUGUGGGAUUUGGCUUCCCAGCAUGACUACAUCUCUGGAAUCGAGCUAGAUCCAGACCCUUUUGUGCGGCACACUUUCUGGACCUUGGCCUUCGGAGGCGUCUUCAUGAUGCUCUCUUUGUAUGGGGUGAACCAGGCUCAGGUGCAGCGCUACCUCAGCUCCCGCACGGAGAAGGCUGCUAUACUCUCCUGCUAUGCGGUCUUCCCUUGCCAGCAGGUGGUCCUCUGCAUAGGCUGCCUCAUUGGCUUGGUCAUGUUCGCCUACUACAAAGAGUAUCCCAUGAGCAUCCAGCAGAGUCAGGCAGCCCCUGACCAGUUCGUCCUAUAUUUUGUGAUGGAUCUUCUGAAAGGCCUGCCGGGCCUGCCUGGGCUCUUUGUUGCCUGCCUCUUCAGUGGCUCCCUCAGCACCGUAUCCUCUGCUUUCAAUUCAUUGGCAACUGUCACGAUGGAAGACCUGAUUCGACCUUGGUUCCCUCAGUUCUCUGAAGGCCGGGCCAUCAUGAUUUCCAGACUCCUUGCCUUUGGCUAUGGGCUGCUUUGUCUGGGAAUGGCCUAUAUUUCCUCCCAGAUGGGACCCGUGCUGCAGGCAGCAAUCAGCAUCUUUGGCAUGGUUGGGGGACCACUGCUUGGACUCUUCUGCCUUGGGAUAUUUUUUCCUUGUGCCAACCCUCCUGGCGCCAUCGUGGGCCUGUUGGCUGGACUCAUCAUGGCCUUCUGGAUCGGCAUUGGGAACAUGAUGACCAACAUGGGCUCCAGCACGGCACCCUCACCCUUUAACGGGUCCAGCUUUUCCCUGCCCGGCAAUCUGACUACUGCCACCAUGAACACACUAAUGCCCUCAACCACCCGCUCCAGGCCCGCAGGGCUGCAGCGUCUCUAUUCCCUGUCGUACUUAUGGUACAGCGCUCACAACUCCACCACAGUCAUUGUGAUGGGUCUGAUUGUCAGUCUGUUCACUGGAGGGAUGCGGGGCCGGACCCUGAACCCGCGGACCAUUUACCCAGUUUUGCCAAGACUCCUGGCCCUCCUGCCCCUGUCCUGUCAGAAGCGACUUCACUGCAAAAGCUACAGCCAGGACCUGUCCAUGGACACUGCAGUAUUUCCAGAGAAGAUGAGUAAUGGGAUGCUGAAGGGCAGCAGGGACAAGGAGGCCAUGGCAGUGGCGGAAGAGGGCCUAGCCCAGCAGGGGAGCAGCCCCACCUUCAUACUCCAGGAGACCUCACUGUGAUCUGGACUCAGGAACCAGCCCUAGAGGCCACCCUGCAGUACAGGGAUGAGCUUCUUGAUGUGUUCUGCAGGGACGUUCAGGGACUGGAUGACUAACGACCUGGCCUACGCCAAAGGAAUUUGUUCUUUGGAGUUCAUGGUGCAGUAGAAGUUGUCGAGUCAAGGCACAGAUUCUGUCAGCCACAGAGGGCUCUGUGACUUCUUUUUGGAUGUCUAUGACAUCCAGGCCCUUCUCAUUCUUAUCUGUUUACCUCCAUUCUUGAGAGGGAAGUUCUGGUGUCCCUGGGAGGCCUCUCAGAACAGACAGGUAUGUUCAUAUCCUUUGUGUAGGGUACAGAAAGCUUUCUAUCCCACUGUCCCCACCCCUACCUCUAUGGGCACUUGGGGAUGGGGCAGAUAUUGAACCAGGAAACCAGGGCAUGACCAGGUCCACUGUGAAGUGUGCCAUCCAUCUGACUCCUGAGCCAUACCACCCUAGUGUCAUUUUGUCAUCUGUGCUUGUUUCCUUUUGGAGUUUCUUCUCCAUGUAUCUUUGUUCCUAGAGAAUAAAAACUGCUAUCAGACCUAGAA